Molecule: messenger RNA, 1857 nt
Organism: Alexandromys fortis (reed vole)
Lineage: Eukaryota; Metazoa; Chordata; Mammalia; Rodentia; Cricetidae
Gene: Plek2
Product: pleckstrin 2
Exons: 9
Coding region: 202-1263 (353 amino acids)
Biological process (GO): intracellular signal transduction; actin cytoskeleton organization
Cellular component (GO): plasma membrane
Source: RefSeq, a predicted model, not a curated record
GGAUCGCGCGGGGUGGGGCUUGCAGGCACCUCGCGUGGGAAGGUCGGUGUAUAAGUCCCGACCUGGCCAGACUUCCUGCCCGCGGGGCCCAAGACUCUGGCACUGGAUACGCGCCAGGGGGCGUCGCCGGGCGGGAGCGGCUUCCUGGGAGCGGGCGGCUCAGGCGGCGAAUCGCGGGGACAGCUCACCUGGACCAGCGACAUGGAGGACGGCGUGCUCAAGGAGGGCUUCCUCGUGAAGAGGGGCCACAUUGUCCCCAACUGGAAGGCACGAUGGUUUAUCCUUCGGCAGAACACACUCCUGUAUUACAAGCUAGAGGGUGGCCGGCGAGUGACCCCACCCAAGGGAAGGAUCCUUCUCGAUGGCUGCACCAUCACCUGCCCCUGCUUGGAGUAUGAAAACCGGCCGCUUCUCAUUAAACUGAAGACCCGAACUUCCACUGAGUACUUCCUGGAGGCCUGUUCUCGAGAGGAGAGGGACUCCUGGGCCUUUGAGAUAACAGGAGCUAUCCAUGCAGGGCAGCCGGGGAAGGUCCAGCAACUCCACAUACAGAAAAACUCCUUCAAGUUGCCCCCACACAUCAGCCUGCAUCGAAUUGUGGACAAGCUGCAUGACAGCAGCAGUGGAAUCCGGCCGUGUCCCAACAUGGAGCAGGGAAGCACCUACAAAAAGACCUUCCUAGGCUCCUCCUUGGUGGACUGGCUCAUCUCCAGCAACUUUGCAGCCAGCCGUCUGGAGGGGGUGACCCUGGCCUCCAUGCUUAUGGAAGAGAACUUCCUCAGGCCAGUUGGGGUCCGGAGCAUGGGAGCUAUUCGUUCCGGGGAUCUGGCCGAGCAGUUUCUGGAUGACUCCACAGCCCUGUACACUUUUGCUGAAAGCUACAAGAAGAAGGUCAGCUCCAAGGAGGAGAUCAGUCUCAGCACCAUGGAGUUAAGUGGCAUAGUGGUCAAGCAAGGCUACCUAUCCAAGCAGGGGCACAAGAGGAAAAACUGGAAGGUGCGCCGAUUUGUUCUGAGGAAGGAUCCAGCGUUCCUGCACUACUAUGACCCUUCUAAAGAAGAGAACAGGCCGGUAGGUGGGUUUUCUCUUCGUGGGUCCCUUGUGUCUGCUCUGGAGGAUAAUGGUGUUCCUACUGGAGUUAAAGGGAAUGUCCAAGGAAAUCUCUUCAAAGUGAUUACGAAGGAUGACACACACUAUUAUAUCCAGGCCAGCAGCAAGGCUGAGCGAGCAGAGUGGAUUGAAGCUAUCAAAAAGCUAACAUGACCUAAGGGAACAGGACCAGAGUUCCUGUUCAUUCUUAUCAGCUGAUACAGAUGGGAUUUCAUGGAGAACUGGAGUACAAGACUGGGCUUGGGAUAUGGCUCAGUGGUAGAGGACCUGCCUAGGCAAUCCUGAGCCCCCGGGUUCAAUUCUUGGAAGUGUUUAACAUUGUCCCUUUUGUACUGCUUUGGAGCGAGACUACUCAAGAUGGUUCCUUAGAUGAUACUAGUGGAGUGACUUCCCUCCGUCUUCCUGUCAACGACGUGAAAAGCUGGAACAGCUGUUAGGCAGCUGAAGGACAGAAAUAUGUCUUGCAAGGCAGUGGUGGGGCACACCUUUAAUUCCAGCACUUGGGAGGCAGAGACAGACAGGUGGAUCUCUUUGAGUUCGAGCCCAGCUUGGUCUACACAGAGAAGUCAUCUCAAGAAACCACAAACACAAAAAAUUUGUGUCUUUGGGGACCACAGUAGUAUCUCUUUGUUGGAACACUAACUCGGACUUUGCUGUAUUAAAUACUCUAGUCUCAAGAUACUUUUCUUAAGUGAUUUCAACAAUUCACAUUUCUGGAAUUAAUAAAGAUUGACAUUUGUUUCUAUA